GCAACAUUCGACUUACAAAGAAUCUUUUCCACUGAGGAUUGUUCAGGCCCGUAAGUGCCUGAACUUCGUCUGAAGAAACCUUCGAGAUUGAUGCCAUGAGUGAAUUGAAGUUUUUGGUUGAGGGUUUUCUACUUAAAUAUGCAAAAGGCGGGGAUCGGUGCUGGACAGCAGAAAACGUGCUGGACAACCCAAAACGUGCUGGACAGCAGAAAUCGUGCAGCACGACAAAAAUCGUGCAGCAAGACAGACAUCGUGCAGCAAGACAGACAUCGUGCAGCAAGACAGACAUCGUGCAGCAAGACAGACAUCGUGCAGCAAGACAGACAUCGUGCAGCAAGACAGAUGUCGUGCAGCACGACAGAAAACGUGCAGCACAGCAGAAAAGAUGCUGUCGGAUCUGACACGCCAUGGACAUGGGGACCCUCGCGUUGCCUCGCGUGGGUUCUGCAAGUUCUCCCCAGAGACAUGGGGACCCUCGCGCUGCCUCGCAUGGCUGCAGAUGGAAUUUGAGGGCUUCUGCAAGUUCUGACCGCUACCUUAGUUUUGAGCAAAAUGAUAAGCACGCCACAGACAUGGGUAGCCUCGCGCUGCCUCGCAUGGCGUCGGGUGUCCUCCC
Molecule: messenger RNA, 616 nt
Organism: Aaosphaeria arxii CBS 175.79
Lineage: Eukaryota; Fungi; Ascomycota; Dothideomycetes; Pleosporales
Exons: 2
Coding region: 139-510 (123 amino acids)
Source: RefSeq, a predicted model, not a curated record